Molecule: messenger RNA, 374 nt
Organism: Adineta ricciae
Lineage: Eukaryota; Metazoa; Rotifera; Eurotatoria; Adinetida; Adinetidae
Source: the annotation of a GenBank genome assembly
GAGUUCGAUAAUGCAAUCAUAACAAUGAUAGCACAUCCAUCGGAAGCUUGGCGUGAAAAUCACUUCAAGGAUAUCAUUGGUAAAGUGGCCAACAUUGAAUUGUAUUACAAAGCAAUCGACUUCUACUUGGAAUUCAAACCGAUGUUAUUGAAUGAUUUACUUUUAAUCUUAUCGGCACGUCUUGACCAUACACGUGCAGUCAACUAUUUUAUUAAAGUCAAACAACUUCCAUUAGUCAAACCAUAUCUACGCUCAGUUCAAAAUAUCAAUAAUAAAGCAAUCAAUGAAGCAUUAAAUAAUUUAUUAAUCGAAGAAGAAGAUUAUCAAGGUUUACGUAAUUCGAUCGAUGCUUAUGAUAAUUUCGACAAUAUAUC